UCUCGCUCUCCAAAUGGGAAAGUAUCUAAUCUAAAUGACUGUCUGCGGCGCUUGAAGUGCAAUGCAACCCUCUCUCCUCCACCGGAACAGCUGGCUGGCGGUCGCUUCAGUUCAGAAGAGAAGCGACGGAUUGAGGUUGAUUGAAGCACAUAUAGAAAGAGGAGGAAAGAGAAAGAGAGGGAGCAGAGAAACUGAAUUCCAGCGAAUUAAUCACCGUCUGUUCCACUGUGUGUGUGUGUGAGAGAGAGAGAGUCAAAGACUGUCAAAUAGAGGGAGAGAGAGGGAGAGAGAGAGAGAAAGAGAGAGGAGGGGGGAGUGGAGCCUGACGCAGUGUGAGAGGCAGAAACUGAGAGGAGAGAGACAGAGAACGAGGGAGACAGAGGCGAGGAGGCAGCACAUCACAUCAGGCGCCGUUUUGCAUCCCAAAACCUUGACGCGGGUGAAUCGCCACACUGGCUGCUGCUGCUGCUGCUGCGAGCACCGAGUCCCUUCCCGGUCACUGCUCUUCACAGAGACCGCAGAGGAGACAGGAGCGAGCUGGGAUCAAAUCAGUGACAGACAGAGACUAAAAAAAGAAAAGAAAAAGAGAGAGAGAGAGGCAUAUCAACACAACCACACAUACUACCAGAGGCAACGAGCGGACCGUUUUGCUGAGGAGAGACCCGCGAGGCGAAGCGGCGUCCUCUUCCACGUUGGCAUCUGGAACAGUGAUGUGAAAAGCGCGCUGAGACUGAAGGCUCAGCUGGUUCGGAGAGGUCCUCCAUCUGCAAAGGGACGAGUUCUCACACCAAGUACAGAGCAGCGAGCAAUGAGGAAGAAAGAAAAGAGGUGCUUAUCCAAUCAGAGAUGCAGAUGGCCACGGAAGACAUGAGUAUCAGCCAAUCUGGCACAAGGAUGACUGCUAUUUGCCAAUUCAUACAUUACAAAUCAAAUGUGACCCCUUAAUUAAACAAUUGAUACAGUUUACCUAGACCCACAUACUGCCAAUGAAGUGAUAUAUCCCAUUCCUGCACUCAUUUCUACUUUGAUAAAUCCCUAAUUCCUUACACUAGUUUAACAAUUUCAAUUUACAAUACACCUACAAGAAACAGGAGCAUUUACCAUGCUGUGACCACGUCAAAAGCAGAACAGACAUUAAUCUGAAGAAACCACCAAGUCACCACAUUGAGAUAUUUCUGUAUAACCAAGCCCUCAUUCCCUUUCAAAUGGCGCCAGCCUGCUUGAAUAAAUGUUAGAUGGCAAGCAUCUCUGGACGGCUUUCUCCAAUGGAUAUUGCGACACCAUCCCAAAUGGCCCAGUGCAGAGGACAGCAGAGACAUAAUGUGACUGGAGGUUCUUCAUCAGUGGUCCUGUCCAGAGCCAGCUCCUUCAUUUGUUGGCUCACACUGCUGUCAAUAAUGCGGUUGCCAAUGGUUACAGCUGACUGUUGGCUCAUCGAGGGGGAGAAGGGCUUUGUGUGGCUGGCUAUCUGCAGUAUGAACCAGCCGCCUUAUGAGGCCAUCCCCUCCCACAUUAACAGCACCAUUGUGGAUCUGAGGCUGAAUGAGAACAAGAUACGGUCUGUCCAUUACUCUUCGCUCAGUCGCUUUGGCAACCUAACCUAUCUGAACCUCACCAAGAAUGAUAUCAGCUAUGUGGAAGAUGGAGCAUUCUCAGCACAAUUCAACCUCCAGGUUCUCCAGAUGGGCUUUAACAAGUUGAGGAACCUGACAGAGGGGAUGCUUCGAGGCCUGGGCAAGCUGCAGUAUCUCUACCUGCAAGCCAACCUCAUCGAGACUGUUACACCUAACACCUUCUGGGAAUGUCCCAACAUAGAGAAUAUAGAUCUCUCCAUGAACAGGAUCCAGGUGUUGGAUGGCAGUUUGUUCUCUGGACUCUCUAAGCUGACUACCUGUGAACUUUACACAAACCCCUUCAACUGCUCUUGUGAGCUUCUGGGUUUCCUGCACUGGCUCGCAGCCUUCCCCAACAGGACCAGUGAGAGGAUGGUGUGCGAUUCCCCUGUUGGAUUCUCUGGCUUCAACCUCCUGAGCCAGAACCCUCGUAUGCCUACCCAACGCACCGCUCUACACGUGCUCAGUAUUGUAUGCACAGAUGAUGGCAGUAGCGUGACACCUUUCUAUGCCAUCAGUUCAGCUGAUUCAACCACCCUGUCCCCCGAUGCUGCCUCUCCCUGCGGACUGGACGAUUGUGCUUCUGGGACCCCUCCUGAUGAGGUAAUCAGCUUGAGCCCCAUCUUUGACAGUCCGUUAAUGACCCUAAAGCAGGUGCUACAUUCAAGCGCUGUGAUAACAGUUCAGAUCCCUCAUCCGUACAAGAAAAUGUACAUCCUGGUGCUUUAUAACAACAGCUUCUUCACAGAUAUCCAGACUCUGAAACAUAUGAGAGAAAAUAUCGAGCUCAAAAACUUAAAACCUAACACUGACUACACAUACUGUGUGGUCUCUAUACGAAACUCCCUGCGCUUCAACCACACCUGUCUGACCAUCUCCACUGGCCGCCGGGCGGACCCUGAGAGGGUACCCAAUCAGUCAUCAGCUACUCACUACAUCAUGACUAUUUUGGGGUGCUUGUUUGGCAUGCUGCUCUUCCUUGGCCUCGUCGUCCACUGCCUGAGGAAGAAGAGGAUCAUGGAGGAGAAGGAGAGAAAGAUGAGCAGGAUCCAGAGGACUCUGAUAGAGCUCAAGUAUGGUGGUGAAGGGGAUAUAGAGGGAGGGAGUGGAGGAUCUGUUUCCCAGAAGCUUGCUGCUGGGGACAGUCUGUCCCGAAUGCCGUACCUGCCUCAGGGUGGUGAGAUUGAUCCAUACAAGCUGCAGGAGGUGAUAGAAACACCAGCGCACAAGCCUGCUAAACUUAACUACAUGGAGGUCAGAGGAUCCGGAAUAGAGCGGGAGAGAGAACGAGAGAGAGAAAGGGAGAUGUCGCCACAAGCAAAUCCCCAGGGCUCUGUAGCAGAGAUCUCUACCAUUGCUAAAGAAGUUGAUAAAGUUAACCAGAUCAUUAACAACUGUAUAGAUGCUCUCAAAUCUGAGUCAACCUCCUUCCAGCAGGGGAUCAAAUCGCCCUCAUCCGCAGGUGGAGGAGCUGUUUCAACUGCAGAGCCACAGCUGGUGCUUCUCUCAGAGCAAGGAGAGAGAGGGGAAAGAGGUGGUGAGUUCCUCUCCCCGGUGUAUAAAGGAGGGAGAGGAGGAAGGGAAGAGAGGGGGAGAAGCUACCAUCAUUCUCUGCAGCGACACCACAGCAUGGAGGCUCCUCCAACCUCCAAAAGGCCCAGCACUUCCUCUUCCCCCGGCUCUGCCCGCAGCCCACGCUCCUUCCGCUCAGAGGGAGGUUACCACUCAUCAGAGACCCGCUAUAUCGAGAGGACAUCACCUGGAGAGAGAGGAGGAGGCGGGGGAGGAGAGGCCAUCCGCACAGUCACCCCAGCAGCAGCUAUUUUGCGAGCAGAAGCCCAGAGAAUACGCCAGUACAAUGAACACCGCCACUCUUAUCCUGGCUCCCAGCAGCACCUCCAGGAGCUGCAGCACCACCCUCAGAUUUUGCAGGAGCUCCACCACCACCCAGGGGGUCGCAAGCCUUCUGUGUUAGACCCCCUCACCCUCAGCAGGCAGGCAAAGCAGCGGGAGUUGGCCUACUCCCAGCUCUCACCUCACUACCCACUCUCACCCCAGUACCACAACCUCAGCUACUGCUCCAGCCCCGAGGAAGAUGAAGAGGAGGAAGGGCUCCUGUGCACCCCAACCCUAGGCUUGUGGGAGAGGUUCAAGCUGCACCGUAAGAGGCACCGGCAGGCAUCAAUGGAGGAUGAAGGAUAUGUGGCAGCCGGACACGCGCUGAGGCGAAAGGUUCAGUUUGCCAAGGAUGAGGAUCUUCACGACAUACUGGACUACUGGAAGGGCGUGUCUGCCCAGCAGAAGGCCUGAUCCCACGCCUGAAGACCCCAAACACUUUGAAGAUGGAAAGAUAGCACUGCACCCAUAACAUAUUGAUGCAGAUACACAGACUGAUACAAAAAAGACCUGUAAAUACACACAAACACACACAACUUGCAGGAUCUACAGAUUCAGAUUGCACACAUUAAUGGAUAUACACACAAACACUGGCUCACACUUUACACAAACUAAGCCUUUUCUUCUGAGAACAUGAAGGAGGACCAAACUAAUAUAUUAUAUUGAACAACAAAAAUCAUAACGUAUAGAGAGACUGAGUUACUUUUUGUAAUGUAAUGAAAAUUAUAGCUCAGACUGAUGUAGCUAUUUGUACUAAGUUUUGAAUGAAGAAAUUUAAAAAAAAAGAAUCAACAUUAAGAACAGAAACCUUAAUUGUUGCCGGGCAACUCAUCCUGAACAGCCUGGCUAUGCUUUUGAUCUGCCUUGAGACUGACAUUCAUCAUUCCUGACCACGGCAGAUUAACCUCACCGAUUCUCAUUAUGUCGGUGGCUUGAUCAAGAUUUUUGCGUUGCUGAGGAGGUGGUUUUUUGCAUCGCGUCCUGCGAUACAACCGCAAGAGCAGACACGCUGAAAGAUUUGCCGUGAUUUAAAACAUCGGAACGAGAAAUUCUGGAUGGGUCGCCAGGCAACAGAAAUAUUCAACUGUGCUGAGAAUGAGUAGGUAGCUCUCACCAGAGAGUGAAUAUAAUGUGCCAAAUCAACCAAGGGAAUAGUAGAGCCCUACUGUGUACCAACAUCUCCUCGCCACUGUUUUUAUAUACAGAAUUUAAAAAACUUAGAAUGAUAUGUUGUUAUUACUAUUAAUUAUUCUUAUUAUCAUUACUGGUCUUCUUAUUAUUCCUAUGAUCCUCAUCAUUAAUAUUCUAUUAUUUGAAUAUGGCAUGGCUCUGUCGUGUGACUGUGUUUUGACUGUUUUGAACCUCUCAUCUGAGAAGUGCACACUAACAGAGACAAACAGUACGAUGGACGAGACAUUUGAUUUCUUCUUUUCUACCAAGAGGAAUGUGCUCUCUGCUGAGCCAAAAACAAACCCGUCUUUUCUCUUGGUGAACCCCUGCUACACCUGCUCCUCAUCCUCCUAAAGAGGGAACGCUGUACAGAUGAGAGAGAGAAGUUCUAUAUUUGCAACAGAGGUGACUGUUUUGUUUGUACAACAUGGUUUUGAAAUCUUUCAGACUUUUCAGAAACCAGAAUCCCAAGUUAGUUACCUACCUGCUCACUUACAAUGGUACGUUUUUGAUUUUGAAAUCGAACUAAAAAUUCUAAUCUUCAAAUGAAUGUCUUCAAUUCCCACAGGGGAAACAUAUCUGCACUGUUCAAAAUCAAGAAACGACUCUUAGGAAAAGACCUAAAACUCUCAGCUUCCUUCCCGAUACACUGUAGCUCCACUGUGUUUUAUCAACAACUCAUUUUUUCCCCUCUCCCCAUCUCCCAAGUUUUUACUUUUUGUUUUUUGGAUUCCUCUGGUUCCACUGUGGUGCCAUUGUGCCAACUUGAUAAAUCACAAAGAAGUAUUUGAAAUGAUUUUAAAUACUACUAUUUACAGACCUCUCUUCUCCUUCACAUCGAUACACAUUAGUUUGCCAAACAGAACAACAAUUUGCACAAAACGAUCCACCACCAUUGGCUCACUGCUCCCCUUCUAUCCUCCAAUCAUUUCUAAAGACCAAAGUACUGUGGUAGUAAAAUUGACCCCUAUAGCCCCUGACCUGGCCCCAACUAUUCACCCACCAUCACCCUUACAGUUGCUUUACUUUAGCACAUGUAUACACACACAUACAAGUGUACUCAUGCACACACAGCCACAACCACACACAGAUGAAUGUAUUCUCUGAGAAAUUAAUACUGUUUAGCAGCUGGUUUUUCUGUUUCUGAUGUAUGAGCUGUAUUCAAACAGUGUCUUCAUCUGUCUGGCAGAAAACUUUCAUCAGAUGGCCACUUGUGUUUCAGGAUUGGAGAUAAAUAAGGAAUAUUUGACUUUCAAAAAAAAAGAAAAAAAUCAGACCAAAUCUUUGCCCACUGAGGGCAGAUUCUCAUGGACAACUUUCCUAACACCAGUCUGUGUCACAGACUGAACCAAAUGUUGUCUACGAGAAGCCCAAAAUUGCAGAUGGCUACUGAUGUAAUAGCAAUGGGGUUCUGCCUUAUCAAAGGUUUUCAGCUGAAAAAGUUCUAGAUAUAAGAAGUGUUUAAGUAGUGUGAUUAGUAUCACUAGUGUGGUGAAAAAAGACUACAUGUAUAACUGCAAUAUCUGCAGGAUUUAAAAACAGGAGGCUGAAAAGAGGAGAAAAAAUGUGAUAACAAAAAUACUGCUGUUUAUCCUCUACAGAACUGUGCUACAACAAUUCAUUUAAGAAGACUGUAAACCGGGGAUGGAGUCGAGAACAUUUCAAUUCAGUGGAUUUUGAAAUUAACAAGCUUGUAGUGUUCACAGUACUGACAAACAAUUUGUAAUUACAAAUGCUUGACUGACUGAAUCGCACCAAGUCCGCUUUCUGAAUUGAAACAGAAUUGACUCCAACCUUACAAAAGAAAGAGGAACAACAGAGCUGGCAAACAAUGAAAAGUUUAUUGGUGAAUGGAAACACUGUAUAAAAUAUCUUUUCUCUGCUAUAAUGAGUUCAGAAUGCUCAAGUCAUUAAGCCCAGUUAAAGCCAUAAUCGUGGGUUAGUGAAAUCACCACUGCUGUUUGUAGCACUGCUAAAGCACAUUUAAUUGUGUGUUUUCAAAGAGGCAGUUUUUUUCACCGUACUCACUGCAGCAGCUAUGACAUGGUUCCUCUGCUUCUGCAGCAAAUGACUCUGAUCCAAAAGGAAACUGAUGAGCCGUGGUUGUUUCUGCAUUACACGUCCCAGAUUGUGGCUUUAACUAAACAACAGCCUUAAAAACAUUCGAUUUUCUUUAAUCUUUUUAACUUAAGCAUUGCUUUGAAAAUCGAAAAAAAAUCUUUGUUUCUUAACUUAUACUUUCCUGACUGCAAUUUUGUAAUUGCUUGACUCUUAAGCCUCACUUGAGCAUUCUUUGAGUAACUGUAAUAUCAAUGUAGCGAUGUAUUAAACUGUUUUUGUUUUUUUCUGUUCUGUUUAUGAACAAUAAUGGCUUGAAUUUAUCAUGUGUCAGAGAGUAGCAGAGCUAGUCUAGAAUCAGACGACGACGAGCAGACGGUCAAGGCGACCAGUUGACAGUGACCCUAAUCAGCGCUGCUAUUCUUUGAAGCGUGAUGAAGAGAAACUGUGUUUUUGAAACAACAAUGCCUAGAAAGUGGAAAUAAAUAGAGGUCCUUCUGACAACAGACAGAAACGACAAUGGAGCAUGCUGCAAGGAAAUCUUCAGUGGAAUGUUGUGAUAUAUUCUUCUGGUGAAUGACUCAGGAGUGAGAGAGCAAGAGAUAGAGAGAUAGAUAGAGAACGCUCUGCCAUAGGAUCUCUCAGAGGCUUUCUUUAUUUUCUUGUCAAAAAAUUUAAAUGAGCACAAUAAAAUAGCCUUUCUUU
Molecule: messenger RNA, 7442 nt
Organism: Lates calcarifer (barramundi perch)
Lineage: Eukaryota; Metazoa; Chordata; Actinopteri; Centropomidae
Product: protein ELFN1
Exons: 6
Coding region: 1236-3923 (895 amino acids)
Cellular component (GO): plasma membrane
Molecular function (GO): protein binding
Source: RefSeq, a predicted model, not a curated record